AUGACCCCUAAAUUAUAUAAAGACGAAGAGGCAUUAAUUGCAAAUACCUCAACGCGUGCCAACACAAAAAAAAACCGAAUUUUAGCAAAUUAUCGCGUGAAUAUGGAGUGUCUCGCAAAAAACUAUCCCGUCGAUCAAGAAAAAGCGCUUAUUCUAUGGAUUGAGUAUCUAGAUAAUAUAGGGGCACCCCCUACGAACGAGCAAAUUGAGGAAAGUGCGAAUUAUUUGCUCGCUAAAGAUUUCACUGAUCCGGGAGAGCCUCCCCGCGCCGGAAAGAUGUGGAUAUACAAUUUUCUCAACCGCUUGCCAGAAAAGUACGUGAGAAUAGUUCAGAAACCUCAAGAGAGGGAUUGGACUACUGCAGAGCAUUACAAUGAGAUUGAGCGCUGGUUUAUUGACCUUAAAAUCGCCAUACAAGAGCUCAAAAUUGUCCCUCAAAAUCUUUGGAACUUUGACGAGACCGGAUUCAUUGUUGGAAAAGGAAAAGACGAAGCUGUAGUAACAGCAUAUCCAAAAGAUUCAAAAGGAGUCUCUAGCCUGUCAUCACGAGAAUCAAUUACCGUCGUUGAAGCUAUAAACGCCGAAGGAAAGAUUAUACCACCUUUAUUGAUUCCAAAGGGUGAAAAUCACAUGGAGGAAUGGUAUCGGCAUAUACAAGAUGAUGAGUGGCUAAUUGCACCUGCUAAAAAUGGAUUUAUCACAGAUGAGAUCGCAUUUGAAUGGCUUCAACAUUUUCAACACUAUUCCAAGCCGGAUUGGUCAUCGGAAUGGCGAUUACUUCUUAUGGAUAGUCAUACAACUCAUCUUACUAUUCAGUUCGUCCAAUACUGUGAAAUUUACCACAUUCGACCGUUCCGUUUUCCUCCUCAUUCUACGCACUUUUUGCAAUCGCUCGAUGGAGUGCCUUUUCAGCAAUAUAAACAUGUUCAUGGAAGAGUUGUGAAUAAGGUUGCACGUCUGGAUGCCUCAUAUGGGGAUACAUUAAAAAUUUACGGCGAGCCGGAUGACACUAUUCCCAGCUCACCAACUACAAAAUCAAUCUCUCCGCCUUCAAGCGUUGCAAAACUACGUCGCUAUAUCAAUAAGAUUGAGAAAUUAGUUGACGGUAUAAAGGAUAUCCUUGACAGCGCAAGCCCAGGCCUCUCACGUCGUAUAAAAGUGAUUAACCAAGGCAGCCUCACUUUAGCCGAAUUAGGCGAACUACACCGUGAGAGCUUUAUAAAGGUUCGGGAUACAGCAAAACGUAAGCAGCAAAAAAAUACAAAACGACAAGUCAAGGUGAUGGGUGCGCUUUAUGUGAAAGAUGCGAAUUGUCUCAUAAAACGCCGUCAUGAGGGUGAUUUGUUGAGGAUUCAUAAGAGCCAUAUCCUCGGCGUGGAAGAACCGGAGCAACAGGAGGCUCCAACAGAGCCUGAAAACUUGGGGUAUUUUAUUGAUACUCAGGGAAAUAGGUAA
Talaromyces stipitatus ATCC 10500 is the source of this 1455-nucleotide messenger RNA. RefSeq lists its product as uncharacterized. The transcript has 3 exons. Gene Ontology annotation, cellular component: nucleus. The coding region runs from base 1 to 1455 and encodes 484 amino acids. The record is from RefSeq and is a predicted model, not a curated record. Gene Ontology annotation, molecular function: DNA binding. Lineage: Eukaryota; Fungi; Ascomycota; Eurotiomycetes; Eurotiales; Trichocomaceae.